Messenger RNA from Anisakis simplex (herring worm), 360 nucleotides. Lineage: Eukaryota; Metazoa; Nematoda; Chromadorea; Rhabditida; Anisakidae. The record is from the annotation of a GenBank genome assembly.
AUGGGCUGUGUAAGCUUUCUUUCUGCUUCAGUUGAACGAAGUUUAUCACUUCUAGUAGCCAUAAAUCCAACAUCAACACCGUGGAACAAUUUCGUUUGGAAACCCUAUACGAAUUCAACUGCUCAGUAUACUGUUCUCGACCUACCUCCAAGGCAAGCGAAGGGUAGCUUACAUUGGCCCGUUACGAAUUUCUGGAAUAAAGAGGCGAUUCUUCUCGAAGAGUAUACGAUAAAAGAGAAGGGCACUCUAGCGAACACUGACGAAUUAACAAGUGAAGAGCGAUUACAGGUGAGCAACUUAAAUUAUCCUGCAAACACCUCAUUAAAGCAUUGUUCCCCCAUAAUAUCCAAACACUAUUAA